Molecule: messenger RNA, 1690 nt
Organism: Pyrenophora tritici-repentis Pt-1C-BFP
Lineage: Eukaryota; Fungi; Ascomycota; Dothideomycetes; Pleosporales; Pleosporaceae
Product: HLH multi-domain protein
Molecular function (GO): protein dimerization activity
Source: RefSeq, a predicted model, not a curated record
AUGGCCUUCAAUUGGGAUGCGUAUCUCAACACUGAGUCCUUCAAGAUACCGAGCGACGAAUGGGCGAAUCUUGUAGCACAACCCGUUGCCCCUCCCACCUCACAGAUGCCCAAAUCCACAACGACCGACACGUCAGGAUCUUCUCCUGAAGACCUCAACAACUUCGACUCCUUCCUCGGCCCACCCUCGGGCGAUUCCUACUUUGACGAUUCACUGUUCUUGUCCAACGACUAUUUCCUCGGCGACCUAGACGUCCUCAAACCCUUUGGCAACAACUUUGCUGUCGGCAAGUCUAGCACAGAACAGUCUCCAGAGCCCGCCCUUGAGACUGCUAACGACUCAACAUCACAAGCAUUUCAAGCGUCGAUGAAUGAGCUGAACCAAUUAGCCCAGAUGUCAUCGGCUCAGAGGCAAGCACUACAGCGUGCAAACACUUUCCCUAACCCUGCAUACGAGUCCAUGUUUCCCAACAACUUGGAUUCAGGUUUCGUGGAGGAUCUCACCUUCCCCGAUGGACCCAAGGGAGCAUCAAACACUGCAAAUCCGAGCGUGGAGCGGAAGACAUCGCAAGCGGCCAAUACCACCUCCAAGCGAAUCAAGAAUAAGCCAGACAUCCUCUCUGCCUGCUGGACUUCACCACUGUGUCCCAACCAUGACGUGAACGGACCGCCUCCAAAUCCAUCAACGUGUGGCGGAGGCUGUGCACCGUUCUUGUUCGCCGAUCAAGACGCUCUUCCCAGCAUUACCAAUCUGCUCAACGAGCCCCAAGAAGUCACUGCUGAAGACGGCAUAGUUGAAAUCCAGCCACGACCUAAGAAGCGAUCAGAGAGCGAUGCAUCCGCCAAUGGCUUCUCAACUCGUCAAUUCGAAAGCCAGCAGAAUACCACAUCGCCCGCUGAAGAGCAGCCACGGCAUAAGAGCGAAACUGCAGAGGAGACGUCUGCGAAAGACUCCCCCGAAGGCCCCGAUGAUGGAAAGUCAAAGCCCCGCCGGCGCUUACCACACAACCAAGUCGAACGAAAGUACCGCGAAUCUCUAAACACCCAACUCGACUCCCUCAAGCGUGUCGUACCGUCACUACAGCAGAACCGAGGAUGCGAUGGCGCUGACAUUGAGGACCUGCCCACGCCUUCGAAGCCCAGCAAGGCCGUUAUCCUAGCCUCGGCGACUGCCUACAUCAAGCAGAUGGAAAAGGACAAGAAGAACCUGGCAGACGAGAACGAACUGCUACGCACGAGGGUCAAAGCACUACAGUCAUUAGUCAAGUGUGACGACUGCAGCUUGAUGCAAUAUGUCAUGAACCUCAAGCUCAAGCAAGGAGGUUGAGAUUAGAGUGCACUGUUUCUGCUCGGGAUGCUGGCGUCUACAUAACAUUCAUUCGGCGUCAGAAAAAGACCGAGCAUAAUGAUGGAAAAAGCGUUGCAUCUUUCAUGUCUGUGAGACGACUAUUAGUUGACAGCAUACUUCCCUGCUUACUCUUUUAUCCUGCUUUCUUUCACGGCCGUACUGUACUGGCUACGUGCAAGCAGAUCAAGACUGCUAUGACUGGAAUGGCGUUUUAUGGCACUGGGGCUGCAUCAGGUAUGCGCUGAGGGAACAGCGCUCAUGACGUUUCUGUAAUACUUUUUCGCUGGUGUGCAAACAGGUCUAGAGUCUUGAGAGUAGUUGAAUUCAUGACUUGCUUUUGAAA